AUGUAUUAUAUUAUUAUUUUAUUAGUAAUUUUAAUUACUAUAAUUUUUUAUUUUGGUAUGGGUUUAUUUGCUCCAACUAAAGAUAUUGAAUAUGAUAAAUAUGAUUUAAAAGGUAAAGUUGUAAUUAUUACAGGUUCAAAUGCAGGAUUAGGUAAAGAAAUUGCAAAAAAGAUUGGAAAAUUAGGAGCACAUAUUAUUUUUGCUUGUAGAAAUGAAUUGAAAGCAAAGGAAGCAAUUAAAGAAGUAUUUGAAUUUUCAAAUUGUGAAAAUGAUAAAUUAGAAUUUAUGAAAUUAGAUUUACUUUCACUUGGUAGUAUUAAAGAGUUUGUUAAUCAAUUUCAAAAUAUUAAAAAAUUAAAAUGUGAUAUACUCAUUAAUAAUGCAGGUAUUAUGUGGUUAUGGGAAGAUAAAAAAUGGAAUAAUCCAAUCACAAAAAAUGGUGGAAAUCAAUUCAAUACUCAAUUUUUGGCUAAUUAUUUAGGUCAUUUCUUAUUGACUCAAUUAUUAUUUAAAAAUUUAAUGGAAAAUCAAGCACGUAUCUUAAAUAUUUCAUCAUCAGUUCAUUCAUUGGGUGGAUUUUCAUUAGAAAAUUUAAUUAAUGAUACAUCAUAUACUUUUCAAACUUAUUGUCAAAGUAAAUUGGCUCAAAUUUAUUCAACCUAUUAUUUGGAUAGUUUAAUUAAUAGUGUUGAAAAUGAAAAUAUUACAAAUAAAGCAACAAUAAAUGCAAUUCAUCCAGGUAUUUUCGCAAGUGAAAUCGUUAAUUUACCUUUUCCAUUGGAUCGUUUAUAUCAUAAAAUUUUUAAAUCUGCUGAAUAUUGUGCAAGAGCAAUCGUUAAAUGUGCUAUAGAAAAUCAAUAUCAAUCAAUAUCUGGAAAAUACUUUGAUGAUACUAAAAUCAUAAAUUCAAGCUCACUUUCUUAUAAUAAAGAAAUUGGAAAACAACUUUAUCAACAAUCAAUGGAUUUAAUAAAGGAUUAUUUAAAUUAG
This is a messenger RNA of Dictyostelium discoideum AX4, 990 nucleotides long. RefSeq lists its product as hypothetical. The transcript has 2 exons. The coding region runs from base 1 to 990 and encodes 329 amino acids. The record is from RefSeq and is a predicted model, not a curated record. Lineage: Eukaryota; Evosea; Eumycetozoa; Dictyosteliales; Dictyosteliaceae.